Candidula unifasciata is the source of this 1026-nucleotide messenger RNA. The record is from the annotation of a GenBank genome assembly. NCBI's taxonomy places the organism in Eukaryota, Metazoa, Mollusca, Gastropoda, Stylommatophora, Geomitridae.
AUGUUAGCGACCACGACAGUGAGUUUGUCAUUAAGUGUAGACAUUUCCUCAUCCAGAUUUCUUAGUGAAGAACUCCAAUGGGCAAUUUUUCGGAUACUUCGCUUUGUGAUUAUUCCGUUUAUCAGCGUGUUGGGAAUAUCGGGGAAUGUGACCAGCAUUGUCAUACUGACUCGACAGGGAUUCCGGAAAUGUUACAAUAUACUUCUCUUGUCUUUGGCUAUCUCUGAUAUUUUACUUUUGAUUGGUGUCAACAACGUUGUUUUUUUUAUAUACACGUUCAGAUAUUUUGUUAACUUCUCUAAAAGUAUCAGUUACAUGUGUUAUAUAGUGUACACGACAAUUGACUAUGCUUAUAUUGCUGGAGUGCUGUCGGCAUACCUUAUUCCUGUUCUAAUUACAGGGGAACGUAUGUUGUCCAUACUUUGCCCAUUGACUGCGCAUUUAUUCUUAACUCCCAGGCGUACAGCAAUGUUUAUGUCUUGCGUUUUGUGUGUGACUGCAACCUAUUGUUUAUAUCAUCAAAUGUUGAGUCCACCGUUAAAGAACGAUACAUAUGUCAUAAAUGGAGUUACUACAGCCUUAAGUGUCAGAAGUGAUUUGUGUAGAAAUCACAUUAGAAGCGGUCUGUUUCAGCUGUUAGCGAACAUGUUUAAUUACCUGACAGGAAUAGUAGCACUUGCUUUGAAUAUGGUAGGCUGUGUUGUUAUUGGACUCAAGAUCUUACACGUAACCAAAAGACGCCGACAGCUUACCUCCAAAGCCAACGCCAACACUAAACGCGGCAUUACGAAGACAACUAAAACAUUACUAAAGAUUUGUUUCCUGUAUAUUUUGUGUUAUAGUUCUGCGUUUGGGCUGGCGUACAAUGUAGAGAAUGGACAACUACAAUGGUCAGUUAUACGUGUGACAGUAUGUGUUCAUAACCUGAUAGUGUGUAUAAACUGUCUUGGAGACUUUAUUAUUUACAUCGCAUCUAAUACAACUUUCUUGACGUCGAUUGUAGUGUGUCGAAGAAUGAAAACAUAA